AUGCACUUCCUACUCUCGUUCCUCCUGACCACUCUGGCCAGCCUGGCGCUGGCACAGAGAGUGGUAGAUGGCCUCUCUUUCGGACACAAACAACCUCUGUCGUCCAAUUCGUUCUCAAUACCUGGCUGGUCCAUCUUAGGCGAAGGGCACGUGCCUCAAAUACUGUCAGAUAAGGUGGUGAUGACACCACCAGCUGGGGGAAACAAACGAGGAGCACUAUGGAGUGAAAGAAAGAACGUCUUGUCCGAAUGGGCUGUAGACUUCGAUUUUCGUGUUGGGGGUCAAGAUCGUGCAGGCGGGAAUAUGCAAUUAUGGUACGUAAGAGACGGAGCAAGCAAGGUUAGCACGGGCAGUCUGUAUACCACCAGCAAGUUUGAAGGCCUAGCUAUCGUGAUAGAUAGUGUUGGCGGAGUCCAAAAGAUACGGGGGUUCCUUAACGAUGGAAAUACCGACUACAAGAGCCACCACACAGUCGAGAGUCUAGCAUUCGGACACUGUGAUUAUACCUAUCGAAACCUGGGACGACCGUCCAAGCUACAAUUAAGGCUUGGCUCAAACGGUCUUUCUGUGACUAUUGACAACAACCCAUGCUUCUCCACGCCCAAGAUCACCUUGCCUACAGACUACAACUUUGGCAUCACAGCAGCAUCAUCUGAUCCACCAGACUCGUUCGAGAUCUACAAGUUUGCGGUCACCGAGUCAGCACCAUCGGUACCACCACGGCAAAACCCUGUGAGAUCACAACAACCCAUCGUUGAUGCCAGCGCCGGCACGGGGGCAUCAUUCAUAUCUUCCUCGGCACAGUUCGAAGAUCUCCAUAGUCGCAUCCAGGUGCUCUCCAAAUCGUUGGACAGCCUCUCUGCCGAUAUACAGACGACACGGCAGAAGCAAGAAGAGAUGUUACGAUUGCUUCAGUCGUCUAACGUGCAGGGCGCCAUCGAUUCGAAGCUAAACAACGUGGACAAGCUGAUCGGUGAGAUUCAUCGCGAAGUCAAAUCUACAGACCACAAAGAGAAUUACCAAAAGCUAAGCAAGCAGCUCGAGGAUACUCACCAAGGAGUAAUGGAGCACAUGCCAAACCAGAUUCGAGACUAUGUCCUGCAUCACACGCCUCGCAUUGGCUUCAUUGCCUUUUCUUUUAUGGCCUUUCAAAGUUGUUGCUUGGCUUUCCUGUUAUGGCAGAAGUAUCGCAAGAGCACGAUGCCAAAGAAGUUUCUUUGA
This is a messenger RNA of Lithohypha guttulata, 1221 nucleotides long. RefSeq lists its product as uncharacterized. Gene Ontology annotation, molecular function: D-mannose binding. The record is from RefSeq and is a predicted model, not a curated record. Gene Ontology annotation, biological process: endoplasmic reticulum to Golgi vesicle-mediated transport. Lineage: Eukaryota; Fungi; Ascomycota; Eurotiomycetes; Chaetothyriales; Trichomeriaceae. Gene Ontology annotation, cellular component: Golgi membrane; COPII-coated ER to Golgi transport vesicle; endoplasmic reticulum membrane. Bases 1 to 1221 code for a protein of 406 amino acids. The transcript has a single exon.